AUGCACCAAAUUUUAAAUAAUCGCUAUGAAGUGAUUAAGUUAAUUAACGAAGGAUACUUCUCGCUCAUCUACACAGCAAAAGAAUUGGAGUCACAUUCAGAAGUCGCCGUAAAACAGCUCAAAUAUGAAGAUGACAGUGAAAUGAAGAAUGAAUUUGAAAUAAUGAUCCGUCUCGCUCCGUUCGAUUAUAUCCCCACUCCAUUGGAAUUCGGAGUAAAUCCAGACAAUUCGUCCUUUUUCAUUAUUUCAAUGGAAGGGAAGAGUCUAUAUGAGCUUCAAGCAGAGAAUAACAACAAUAAAUUCACCUCGAAUACAACUACACUGAUUCUACUCCAUUCCCUCGUCGCCAUCAAAUCAGUUCAUGAAUCCGGAAUAGCCCACGGGGAUAUCUCCUUCAAAAACGUUGGUGUUCCAAAUAGUGCUGGCAAAAAACGGAUCAUCCUGCAUGACUUCGGGUGUGCCGUUCCGGCGGACCCGAUUUCUACACGUCGUGACAUCAUGGACGUUUUGAAUGUAACGGAACAAGUCUCAAUUCAGAACAGAACUCUCAAGGAUUGUUGUGAUGAAUUUGAGGGUAGUACCGGAACUACCGUUAACGAUUUGAUUAAGAUGAUCUCGGACCAGCCAAUGUUUAAUCCGGAAUCUCCGUUCGACUGGGAACUAGAAUGA
Messenger RNA from Caenorhabditis briggsae, 669 nucleotides. Lineage: Eukaryota; Metazoa; Nematoda; Chromadorea; Rhabditida; Rhabditidae. The coding region runs from base 1 to 669 and encodes 222 amino acids. Gene Ontology annotation, biological process: protein phosphorylation. The transcript is spliced from 3 exons. The record is from RefSeq and is a predicted model, not a curated record. Gene Ontology annotation, molecular function: ATP binding; protein kinase activity.